Messenger RNA from Eriocheir sinensis (Chinese mitten crab), 5733 nucleotides. RefSeq lists its product as uncharacterized. The transcript is spliced from 5 exons. Bases 929 to 2416 code for a protein of 495 amino acids. The record is from RefSeq and is a predicted model, not a curated record. Lineage: Eukaryota; Metazoa; Arthropoda; Malacostraca; Decapoda; Varunidae.
GCAGGUGGAGCUAGAUUAAGGGGUUAAGGGGUAAAUGGCACAUAUACCGUACCUAAAAUACCUCGUGUAAGUAGCAUACAGCCAUAUAAGUAAAGGUAGUGAGGAGUAUAAGCUAAGGGGGAGGAAUAUGAGUUAAAGGGGGGCAGGUGGAGCUAGAUUAAGGGGUAAAUGGAGCACAAGGUGGAUUAUCGACGCGGGGCCAUUAAUAUGCAAUACAUGGGACCGUCUCCACGCCCUUCUUUGUUCUUGCUGGACGUGGAAGGGAAGCCAAGACGGGGGAGGAGGAAGGAAGAAGGACACGGGAAAUAAAUCAUAAUGCCAUGUGUGUCCUGGAGCCAAUUUGCAUCCAUGUCCUGCAGUGGUCAUGGGCGCUGCAGGUCACAGGCCAGGCAGGUCACAGCAGGUCGUGAUGAACGGUGCAGGACAUUGUUGCAGCUGCAUUGAUGUGUGGAGGGAACGGAGGGAGGAAGGAGGGUCGACGCCAGCGGAAGGAAAGGGAGGGAAGCCGAGGGGGGAGGAAAGGAGGGAGAGAGAGAGAAGAGAGAAAGAGAGGGAGAGAGGGACGCGGUGAGAAAUAAAUGCGCAAUAAUUUCCUGGGCGGCGCAUGUAAUGUACGCUAUCACAUCAAUAAUUCCCGGCACCGGCACUAUGGGCAGGCUCAGGGAGACACGCCAAAACCCACAACUAACGCCAUGAAUUAAAGAACGAGCUUGCAACGAGGGUGACCGCUGGCAACCAUACUGGAGGAGUUCUCACGCUGAGGGAGAGAGAGAGAAAGAGAGAGAGAGAGAGAGGGAGAGAGAGAGAGAGAGAAGGAUGCCUCACUACACAAGAGUGGCGGCGGGAGAUAUUUAAAGUGUCUCCAUUUACACCCUGGGCCCGUGAAAGGUGUAAGGAAGGGAGGCAAACGGGAGAGAGAGGGAGAGCAAUGCCUCACUACACUGCCCUGACAGCGGCGGCACCAGCGGGAGGUGACCCCAAGAUGGGUUACCAGUCCCCGCCACUACUCGCCAACGGGGUCACCACCACCCUCAUGGAGUACCAGCCCAAGGAGAUGGCACAGAUGCAGGCAGAGCCAGUGUACUGCCACGAAGUAUUUGAUGGGCAUGGCACGGAAGACCAAGCCAGCUGCUCCCCAGGACAGUCAGGAGACUGCUCCCGCCAGGGCUCGGCUGGACCCUUCGACCGCCCACAGAAAACAUGCAAAGGUGAGGCUCCCUGGGACUCCGAGAUGACCCACUUCUUCAUCAAUGAGUACCGCAAUGUGAGUGGGAUGGUGACCAAGAAGCGUGAUGCCUUCCUGCACAUCUCAGACAAGAUGAACCAGAAGGGCUAUGAUGUUACGCCCUACACUGUGGAGAAGAAGUGGCACAACCUGAUCAAAGCGUACAAAAAUGUCCUCUACCGAGCCAUCCGCAAAGGAGAUGAGAAAAUCAGCUGGGAGUACUUUGAGGAGAUGGAUGACAUCAUCAAGAACAGCACCCCGUCACUGCCGGCCCCCGGGAACCUGAAACGCUUGGCCAUGUCCCGCAAGGUGAGCCCCAACCCUGUGGCCUCUCCUGCGUCGGGACCAGAGACCAUAUCAGUGACUCCAGACUUCCUUCCCAGUCCCCCCUCCCCUGAUGUCACCACCCCCAAGACUCUGCCUGCCUCCUCCCCCUCGAUGGCAGAGUGCCCCAGCACCAUCCCGUGCGCCCCCUACAGCUUCCCGGCCGGCCCCUCGUCCACAAGAUCUCCCCCUGGGCACCUGGCCACAAGCCCUAUCUCCUACGUAGUGAACCCCUCCCACCCGUCCCUCCCACCUUCAGAAGCUCAACACUCCACUAGUCACCUGCUGCCGCUGGACGCCACCUCCCAGUUCCACCCGCCACACUACACCACCCAGCACCACUUCCUGCCCCCCAUAGCCACCACCCCCACAGUGCACCCUCAGCCCCCUACCAUCCUCAACACCCCCACCGUCCCCCCGCCGCUGCCGCCCCCUGUCUCGGUGCCGCUGGAGCCUCAGAGUACAACGCCGCUGUCCAUGAGCUCUGAGAGCUACAUCACCUACACCCAGCCCGGGGAAACCUCCACACUGGCUCAGGUGAACGUCCCCACGGAGCUGCCGGCAGCAGCCCCACAAGGUACAAACAACACUAAGGAUGACGAGGCGCCGCCCAAGAAGAAGACUGCCAUCACACUCAGCAAGAGGAGGAAGUGGAGGCAGAGGAAAGCCAAGUUCUUUUACAGCCGAUUCCGCCGCCCUGACUGGGAGCUGCUGGUGGCUCAGAGAGACAUGAACAUGCAGCUCAAGACUCUCAACUCCAACAUCCGCACCAUGGGCCACUCCCUCAACGAGAACAUCCUGGGCCUCAAGCGUGCGGUGGAGCGCAUGGUGUCCAUCAUGCUGCAGAACAAGGCCGCCUCAAGCUGAAUCUCCGUUUGAUGUUGUUAUUUCUCCUUUGGUUCCAUAGAUGUUAAGCUCACAAUGUUGUGUAUAUGGAUGUGUCCAGCCUGCCAUUACUUGACUUACUUGACUCUUGUUCAUCCCCGAGGCAGGAAAGGUCGGUCAGCACUCAAAAGUUGCGGUAAAGUCACUGUGGACUUCACCUGGAUGGCCACAGAUGCCGAUGCUGAACUCCUUGGCAAAAUCAGAUUGUACUUGAUUAUAUUUGAUGGUUGUAGGUAAAGUGUAGUCACCAACUAGUCUUUCAUGUUUAACAGACAAAGACAGACAGACAGACAGAAAUAGUACAAUUUAGCUUUCACAUCUUCCCAAAUGUAAGCUAUCUUUCAUGUCCACCUUUUCCCUGCCACUUUGUCUCCUCGGCAAAGUGCUGCCGAGAAGACGGUUUGUGCUUCUGGUUACUAACUUUUAUCUUCCGUGUCACUUGAGGAUUCUGUGAAUUGUCUCUUCCUCUAUCUGAAUAUGCAGUGAUAUGGUGUGGCCAAAGGAAAGCAAUUGUGAUUCACUAGGAAGUAUGAGUAAUGUUUUCAGUGGGAAGCAUGUGUUUAUUCCUUCCUGAUCAAGAAAAGUUUGUGACUGCAAACUUUAUAUUCCCAUGGGAAUUCUGUGGCUCAGUAUUAGACAGGUCUAACUAAAUCUGUUUCAAAGCUGGAGUUGAAGUAUCACAAUCAUUAAAUUGUACCAGGAAGUCACAAAAGAUACUGUGUAGCUGAUCUCAAGUUUUCCAUUAUGAAACUACUGACAAUUCACUGUUCUUAGAGAGUUCAGUGAAGUUGCUGCAAGAUCUCAAAGAAGUCAAAUCAUUCAAAAAAAGACAUUUAUAUGCAGAAGAAUCUUCCCGCCACAGCACAGUGACAAUCUGUACAACGAGGGUGGUGCUCAUCAAGAAUAUUCAACACCAGCCAAAUUUGCUUCUCAUGACAACACCGCAGAAGCUUAGGCUCACUCCAGACCCAGUGCAUCUUCCUUCACUGUCGGGUGAACCGCUGUGCAGGGAGGAAGGAAACGCUCCCAUCUGUCCCGUCCAAUCCGGGAAAUAAAUCCUGGUGCUUUCACUAGGUUAUUGGAUCCCUGAGGCUGAGGUGACUUUCUGUGGUGGUGAUGGAGGUAGUGUAGAGAACGUGACCUGAUGCUGGUUGGUGUGUGUGUGUGUGUGUGUGUGUGUGUGUGUGUGCAGGUGUGUGUGUGUGUGAUGCAGCGACUGGGAGGAACUGAAGUGCUACAGUGAAGUGCUCUCACCAAGUGAGAGUAGAAGUGUAAUCUCUAUCAAGACGAAGAUGAUCUUUUCUUGAUGUUGUUUUCCGCCCGGCAAAGUGUGUUGCUUCGUUGCUUCUUUUCAGUCCAGUAUUAGAGAGCUUUGCCACCAGCAAGAGACUGUGAUAGCAGCAAAUGGGAAACUGCUGCCUAAUGUUCUAGAGGUGUGGAAGGAAUUUUCUGUUCUGGGAACCCACAUUUUGAAACUUUGGUGCUGAACCUGAUACAUACUAGUGUUAAUACUCAUCAUACAAGAUACGGAAACAGUCCAGUUGCCCGCCCACGACAGAGAUGCAGUGAUGUGGUGUGAAGUACACUCCACUCAUCAGACUAGAACACUCCUCCACAUACUACAAGUCCACACGACAGGCAUCCUCUUUCCUACCAGUUUGUUCACAGUCGUAGGACAGAGAUGUACGUAUUCAGUUCCUUUAAUCCAGAGGGUUUCAGAUUCUUGGUAUAGUGUCUGUGUAUUUGGAAAACCUUCCUGUAUAGUGUUGAGGUGCCAUAGACUCCGUGUUACUGUAGUUUAGCCAUUUUUCACUUUUGAGACGCAAGACUUGUACGAUACGCAGCCCCGAGAUGCACUGGGGCACUGCACUGUUUAAACGUUCCGUAGCACAGAAUUUUUUGGAUCCGAUGUGGUGCUGUGUGACGUUGGUUGCGCGUUGUACGGAAAAUCAAAUCACUGUUAUGUAAUAAUUCUCUACACAUCCCCCUCCGAGAAAGUUAAGUGUUCUGGUGUAGUGUUGCCACCCCCUCCCAUCCCCGUCCCCCUGCCAGCCCAAGUUACUGUCACCCAAGAGUUACGGCGCAGGUUCCCCGAGAGAUAUCGAGUAUUUAGUGUGUAGUGUUUGAGUUGUGUGUUGCCAUUGCAAGGGUUCGUGGAGAUGUCAAGGCCCACGCAAAGCAAGUCACUCAGUACUAAGUGUGUUUUGUGCUGUGGUGUCAGCUGUGUCAUUCUGUUGCUGGUUAAUGACAAAGAGAAAACCUCCAUAGUUCCUUAUUCUGGUAUCCUUAAAGUAAGAAUGGGUUCCUGAAGCAUUCCUUUGUCAUUAACAGCCAAAUAAAAUGACACUGAUGAUACUUUGAUGAGGAGCCCUCAGUAAGAAAACUAUCUGUACCUUUUUAGUGGGUGACAAUACUAUAAAGCACACACAGAGGCAGCUGACACCUUUGUAUUAUAAGGGAGGUGUGGUAGCUGAAUUAACAAAGUAGUGUGAGGUCGUUCAUUGUUAAAAGCUCGUAUGGUGGAUUAACAUAGCGUGUGGUUAUUCAUCUUUAAAACUGUUCAUAAAUGCUACUUUAUGUGUACAGAAUAGAUCUGGUAAUUUCCAAACUCACCACACUCUUGGGUACAGGUAAUUUUGGUGCCGUGGGUUCCGUACAUGAAUGUUGGUGAUCCUUUGAACUUUUUUUUUUCCGUUUUUAUGUGUGUGAUGUCAGCGUUUUUUAGCAGAUGGUAUUUAUUUAUAAUUUUUUAUUCUCACUCUCUCCUGUGUGUUAGGAUUACGCCUAGAGCAAUAAAAAGACGAAUCCUGGAGAGGAGAGGUUAUGUUAGGGCAUUAGUCGCUCUCGCCACGAUAGAAGACAACCGUUUGACUGUUUCUUACAACUACGUACUCGCAGCUUCUACUUCCUUUUUUACGUUGAUAGUUUUAAACUGCUUUAUGGUUUUACUGAUGGCUAGUGAUGACAAACAAAUGAACGAUAUUUUCCGUUGAGAAUGGUUAUAGAUAUUUUCCCGAUCUUUGUUGUUACAUACGUGGACACUGCUCAUCGCUGCAGCCUGUGCAAAACAAAAAAUGCAUAAAAAGACAGGAAAAAACAAAAAACAAAAAAAAAGCUUAUCCCUUGUCACUUGCUUGAGUUGCCGGUGGAAACGUUUUGCUUCUGGUCUUCACCGAGGAACGGCAUAUUUUUUAUUAUGCAAAAAAAGUUAUAAAAGCUUUAAUUAUGAAUAACGGUGUAACAUGUGAGAAGGAUGUCAUUCUGGACUUGUAUUUUUUUGUAUAAUAGGAGGAAAAUUA